Aphis gossypii (cotton aphid) is the source of this 1956-nucleotide messenger RNA. Its product is annotated as dentin sialophosphoprotein-like. The record is from RefSeq and is a predicted model, not a curated record. The transcript has a single exon. Bases 1 to 1956 code for a protein of 651 amino acids. Lineage: Eukaryota; Metazoa; Arthropoda; Insecta; Hemiptera; Aphididae.
AUGAAACCUACAUCCCCGGGUUCUUCUGACGAUAGAUUGUCAUUACUUGAACAGCGUAAUAGCCCAACGGAAACGAGUACAAUCAAUUCAAUGACAGAUAUCAACGAAAUUAUUAAUGUUGAAGAUUCUCAUUCGCCUUUCUUUUUACCACCUUUAAAGGACAUCCCUAUAGUAACUUCUAAAGGAUCAAGUAUGCCAACUUCACCUCCAGCUUCAACUACAGAAAAUGAUUCAACGGAUGUUGAAUUCGAGCAUAAUAUCAAAUCAAGUACAUUCGUGUCAACAAUCUCGUCGACGCUGUCAGUAGAUAAUGAUUCCAAUGAAUCUGAUGCUCAAUUCUCAAAAACAAAAAUUAAAGAAGAUAUGAAAGAUAGCAUUCUGAAAGAAAUUGAUGUAAAGCCUGGGUUUGGUAUGAAACCUACAUCCCCGGGUUCUUCUGACGAUAGAUUGUCAUUACUUGAACAGCGUAAUAGCCCAACGGAAACGAGUACAAUCAAUUCAAUGACAGAUAUCAACGAAAUUAUUAAUGUUGAAGAUUCUCAUUCGCCUUUCUUUUUACCACCUUUAAAGGACAUCCCUAUAGUAACUUCUAAAGGAUCAAGUAUGCCAACUUCACCUCCAGCUUCAACUACAGAAAAUGAUUCAACGGAUGUUGAAUUCGAGCAUAAUAUCAAAUCAAGUACAUUCGUGUCAACAAUCUCGUCGACGCUGUCAGUAGAUAAUGAUUCCAAUGAAUCUGAUGCUCAAUUCUCAAAAACAAAAAUUAAAGAAGAUAUGAAAGAUAGCAUUCUGAAAGAAAUUGAUGUAAAGCCUGGGUUUGGUAUGAAACCUACAUCCCCGGGUUCUUCUGACGAUAGAUUGUCAUUACUUGAACAGCGUAAUAGCCCAACGGAAACGAGUACAAUCAAUUCAAUGACAGAUAUCAACGAAAUUAUUAAUGUUGAAGAUUCUCAUUCGCCUUUCUUUUUACCACCUUUAAAGGACAUCCCUAUAGUAACUUCUAAAGGAUCAAGUAUGCCAACUUCACCUCCAGCUUCAACUACAGAAAAUGAUUCAACGGAUGUUGAAUUCGAGCAUAAUAUCAAAUCAAGUACAUUCGUGUCAACAAUCUCGUCGACGCUGUCAGUAGAUAAUGAUUCCAAUGAAUCUGAUGCUCAAUUCUCAAAAAAAAAAAUUAAAGAAGAUAUGAAAGAUAGCAUUCUGAAAGAAAUUGAUGUAAAGCCUGGGUUUGGUAUGAAACCUACAUCCCCGGGUUCUUCUGACGAUAGAUUGUCAUUACUUGAACAGCGUAAUAGCCCAACGGAAACGAGUACAAUCAAUUCAAUGACAGAUAUCAACGAAAUUAUUAAUGUUGAAGAUUCUCAUUCGCCUUUCUUUUUACCACCUUUAAAGGACAUCCCUAUAGUAACUUCUAAAGGAUCAAGUAUGCCAACUUCACCUCCAGCUUCAACUACAGAAAAUGAUUCAACGGAUGUUGAAUUCGAGCAUAAUAUCAAAUCAAGUACAUUCGUGUCAACAAUCUCGUCGACGCUGUCAGUAGAUAAUGAUUCCAAUGAAUCUGAUGCUCAAUUCUCAAAAACAAAAAUUAAAGAAGAUAUGAAAGAUAGCAUUCUGAAAGAAAUUGAUGUAAAGCCUGGGUUUGGUAUGAAACCUACAUCCCCGGGUUCUUCUGACGAUAGAUUGUCAUUACUUGAACAGCGUAAUAGCCCAACGGAAACGAGUACAAUCAAUUCAAUGACAGAUAUCAACGAAAUUAUUAAUGUUGAAGAUUCUCAUUCGCCUUUCUUUUUACCACCUUUAAAGGACAUCCCUAUAGUAACUUCUAAAGGAUCAAGUAUGCCAACUUCACCUCCAGCUUCAACUACAGAAAAUGAUUCAACGGAUGUUGAAUUCGAGCAUAAUAUCAAAUCAAGUACAUUCGUGUCAACAAUCUCGUCGACGCUGGUCAGUAGAUAA